UUCAUCAAUAAAUCUAUUCUGCACUAGCCUAUAAAUUACCGGCUUACAAAUUUUACACAGAAAACAUAAAAAUGGACGAAAUCGAAUACAAAUUGAAAACUAACAACAGUGUCUUAAUAGUCAACGCAGUAGAAAAGUUGAUAACAUUGAUAAAGUCAAAAUUCAAACGUGAAGAACGACAGAGAUUCGUUUUGGAAAACGAGGAAUUGAAGUUUUUGAGGGAGAAAUGUUCGUCCAAAGAUCCUGUUGUGAGCCUGACAGCCUGUCAGGGACUCCUAGCGUUGGUGGAACUCGGUGUUCUGGAAAUACCGCAUACAAUGUCCACUGUAGUAACACUUAUACCGACUGCGCAAAUAAGUUGUAAUUACUCCGCGAUAAUCUCGACAAUGGCAGGUCUUCUCAUUCUCGAUCUGAAGUCGCGUCUCGAUGGCUACAAAUGUCAGUUCAAUCUCAAAUCACCAAAGCAUCCAUUUAUAACCGUACUGGAGAAGAACGAAGGUGCCGAAGAUGAUGUGCUGGCUCAGAUGCAUUCUCUUUGUACGCAUCCUGAUUACACAGUUUCUUCGAAUAGUCUAGAACUCCUUAGAGCAGUCUUCCUCUGGUUGACGUGUAACCCUCAACGAGACGGGGGCUCGAGGCCGUGGCAGCUGUUGCUGAGUCUCCCCCAGGGUCAAGCUAAGUCAUUGCUACUCCUAGCAUGCCUCAGUUGCCAACAGAUAUGCAACCCGUCGUUAAUAGAGAGAGCAUUCAGUGCUUACUCGGCUGUCACCGAUGCCGCCAUUUACCAGCAGGAUAAAGAGACGGUUAUGGCCUUACUGCCCAUGCUGGCUAGAAUCACCAAUGAGCUGAUCAAGCAUGGUCGUGACCCGCGUCCCUGCUACAUCCUGAUGGAGCGUUGCUUCAACCUGGACGCUGCGGAACUCAGGACCGUCGCCGGCCUGGUCCUGAUGAUCUUAGCUGACAACUUGCCCCACACGUCGGCUCUGUACCUCCAUGAGCUUUUCAACUUGUGUUUGAAUAUUAUAAAUAAAUACGCGUACACACAGAUCUCGAUCAACUACCUGAUCGCUCUAACGUUACAGUGGCUUAAUAUGCCAUCUUAUCUCACCGCUUCUGCUUUGAAAAGUGCAUCGAGAAUCCUCGAUAUUUACCAAGAGGGCGCCGGAGAGGACACCAGGAUGUACAUGACGAAUUUAAAUACGAAUAAAACAUUUCAAACAUUACUGCACACGGACAAACAUCUUUCAAUAGUCUACAAUUUGAAUCGAAAUUAUGAACGUCUGCGCGACAAUCCGGACAAAUUAAAAUGUUGGUUGUCUGAUAUUAGCUCUCUAGAUAACACGGUCAAAUACGACAUGUUGCCGCUAUUGCUCGGUGUUGCCAUGUCGCAAAACAUCGAGGGGGAUCAGGAGGAGAUCGUGUUGCAAUCAUUAAAUAUUUUAAUUGAUCUGGUUGAUUAUAACAAGGAUAUGUCUGUUCAACUUUUACCGAUCUUGCUCUAUAAAAUAUCGCACGAUAUAUCGCCGUCUAUCAAAAUGGAGUGCCUGAAGGCUUUACCGCUAAUGGCUAAGAGCAAGGAAAAUGUGCCAACAAUAGUGUCGAUAUUGAACAAGCUGAAGGUCAAUAAAGGUGUGCCGAUUUCGUUCCUGAUCAGUCUGUAUACGAGUCUAAGUGAAACGCAGGUCCGCUGCUUUCCAUACCUUCAGGAGUUGUUGGUUGACCCAGGCGCGGGGAGGCCAGACGAUCUGAAGUGGGAAGUCGACGUAGCUAGGGCUCUAUCGGUCAAACGCAUCUGCGAGAUUAGGGGCUCGUCUCACGGCGUGGAACUGGUGUCGGUGAUCUCGACGCUGUUGAACCGCUGCGGCGACAAGUCCGGGUCGGCGGCGACCUCGGCCGCGCUGCAGAGCAUCGCCCGGCUGUGGCGCAGCGCGUCCAUUGCGCCGCCGAGCACGUGGCGCGCAUUGGAACCCAAACUGGGACGCGACACGCGACCUCUGGUGCAAAUCAGCGUUUGUAACCUGCUUGCCGAAGUGCCAGCCCUGAGGGUGUCGACUCCUGACUACGACCGGCUGAUCAGUGCCUCCUGCCGCCGGCUCUGGGCUUACGUGGCCGAUUCGAAUCAUCCUGAAGUGGUGGAGGCAGCAUGCGAUGCCUUGGGUGGAUAUCUGUUGGAUGAUUACAAGCUUAAGGACAUACCAGAGAUCUACAGACGCACGGUCAAACUCCCUGCCUCGUACUGCAAGACUCCAGCUGACGCGGCCAGGAAUCCUGAAGACGUCCUCGAGUAUAUUCCGUGCGAGGUGUGGCCAGAAGUGUUCAAAUGCAGUAACCAGGCGGCCCUGGGCGGAGUCGCGCGGCUGACGACCAGGCUGAUCGAGCGCGAGAUCAAGGGGUACAGGAGCGGCGUGUACCAUUUGGAAGCCAAAACUGAGCCCAUGGGCUACAACCACCUCCAGCCGUUCAGCGUCAUCAGGGGCCUGAUGGAAUGUUUCAGGAAGCAGGCAACCUCACCCUCGUUCGACUACUCGGACGAGAUCCUCCUGGCGAUACUGCAGGCCCUGACCUCCGACUACCCCCGACCGCUGCCCCCCAUAGACCUGUGUUUCCUGCCCGAAAUGUUCCACCGCGGCCGCCAGUGGAAGGAACUCUCCGUAAGACUGGCCGCCCGGCAGGCUCUGGUCUCCAUCUCUGCCAAGAGGAUCAUGGAUAACUAUCUGCAGAGUAUCGAGGCGGAGAACUGUGAUGAAUCUGAUAUCCUGACAGUCUACGAACUCCUGCCGACCCUGUGCCGAGGGAUGCCGCCGAACUCCCUUCGAGCUCCCAUCGAGAAGACCCUAGGCAGGUCCCACGCUCUCGUCUCGAAGACCAAGUCCUCGGACAAUCCAGAGGAGCUGCUGUUCGUGAAACUGCUGGUGCUCAUCCGGAGAUGCUUGGAAUCGGAGAAGAUACACGAUGCCAACAGGAAACUGCUCUCUCAGAUCGUCGAGAAUUAUUAUUCUGUUAUUGACGAAUCAAAUGUGUCGUGGGAUACCUACGUGGAGACCUGCCGAAGUUUGUCGUCAGCUCACCUGGAGCGCAUGACGUCGCCGUCGUCGUGGUGGGAGGCCAGCGGCGAGGCCUUGAGGCGGGCGUGGCGCGUGAGGUGUGAGGUCGCGCGGGGGGCGCCCGGGGGGGUCGCGCUCGUGUGGCUCAACGAGAUGAUCGACGCUCAAGCUUCCAGUCCACCCGAGCAAGACUUCUCUCUGCGCUGCAUGGCGCCGGUGCUGCAGGCUGCGGACCCUGGCUCCGCGGCCGCGAGGGACUGGUUCCUGCAGCUGAUGGCGCGCACGCAGGUCGCCUUCAACGAAACGGAAGACUUGUCGGCCAAGCUGUACCUGUGCGACGUGUUCGUGCUGAGUGUGGUGACGCUGAGCGGACACGGCGCGCUGCGGCCCGGGGGCGGAGUCGCCGGGGACCGCGCCGCCGCCCGCGCGCUCUUCCCGGCCGCCGUCGCCGCGCUGUUCAGCCGAGAGCCCUGGGAACAGUCUACGCCACAGAUCCUUGAAUGGUUGUGCCAUACCCGGAUCUCGGUGGCGGACCCCCGCAUGGCGCAGUGCUGUCAGCGCGGCCUGCUGUCCAUGCGGCACGCGGCUCACUUCACGACGCAUAACACUUGGAUCAAAUUAGAAAGUCAUCUCGCCAGAGAAAACAUUGAAGACUGA
Bombyx mandarina (wild silkworm) is the source of this 3701-nucleotide messenger RNA. Its product is annotated as focadhesin. The record is from RefSeq and is a predicted model, not a curated record. Lineage: Eukaryota; Metazoa; Arthropoda; Insecta; Lepidoptera; Bombycidae. Gene Ontology annotation, biological process: regulation of post-transcriptional gene silencing.